Tachysurus vachellii is the source of this 3251-nucleotide messenger RNA. RefSeq names its product dermatan sulfate epimerase (gene dse). The record is from RefSeq and is a predicted model, not a curated record. Gene Ontology annotation, molecular function: chondroitin-glucuronate 5-epimerase activity. NCBI's taxonomy places the organism in Eukaryota, Metazoa, Chordata, Actinopteri, Siluriformes, Bagridae. The coding region runs from base 268 to 3075 and encodes 935 amino acids. The transcript is spliced from 6 exons.
CGUGCCGAUGGAGACGGUCAUUGUCCCGGUACAGAAGCCCCGGUACAGAAGCCCCGGUACAGAAGCCCAGCAAUGCGCCGAUGCUGUAAGUAGUGUUUAGUGUUUAAGUGUUUAGUAUUUACCCGGAAGUUAAAGCGGAAGUUGUUUAUGGACACACGGCGCUUUAAUGUGAGUCUAUAUGAUGGGAUUCCCGGCGGCGCGUGCGGGACUUUUAUUUCAGCACUUCCGGAGAGAAACAUGACAUCACUCUGACAUCACACUGAUGUCAUGAUGAGCUCGUACACACGUGGUGCCCCCACAGUGUUCUUCAUAAGUGCUGUGUGUGUGUUGGCGCGGAGUGACUGGGAGCCGAGCGGUGGUGAAGUGCCCUUUAUUGGAGGGCGCUACUCUGGACACCCCAUGCUGUAUUUUGGGCGGGAGGCGGUGCCAGAGCUGCGGGGUGCGGCACUGAGCACUCACUCUGAGCUGGCUCAGCGGGUAUGGCGUGCCGGUGAGGACAUGCUCGCGAGCCCCAAACAGUUCCUCCCACCCCAAGACCCUGAAGAUUUCUCUGCCCGCUGGAAUGAAAUCUAUGGCAACAACCUGAGUGUGUUAGCGCUGUUUUGUCUGCUUUACCCACAACGCACCGGGGCACUCAGUCUGGCCCGCGAGUACAUGGACCGGAUGGCUGCUCAGCCCAGUUGGCUGGUGAAGGACGCUCCAUGGGAUGAGGUUCCGAUGGCACACUCUCUGGUGGGUUUUGCGACGGCAUAUGACUUCCUGUUUGAGUUCCUGACUGAGGUAGAGCAGGAACGUUACCUGCAGGUGCUCGGAAAUGCCUCCCUUUACAUGUAUGAUAAGUCACUGCAGCGGGGGUGGAGCUUCCAGUUCCUCCACAACCACCAACCAACCAACUGUGUCGCCCUGCUGACCGCCUCCCUAAUCCUGCUGAACCAGGGCUGUCUACAGGAGGCCUAUGUGUUUGUUCAGCAGGUGAUGGUGAUUAUGGAGAAGUCUCUGGUCAUUUUGCAUUCCAUAGUUGACGGUUCUCUGUAUGAAGGUGUUGCGUACGGAACCUACAGCACACGUUCUUUGUUUCAGUACAUUUACCUGCUGCAGAGACACUUCAACAUCUCCCACUUCACACACCCCUGGCUCCUCAAACAUUUCGACUUCCUCUACAGGACAGUGCUGCCAGGUUUUCAGAGGAACGUUGCCAUCGGUGAUUCGAACUACAACUGGUUUUACGGCCCAGAAAGUCAGUUGGUGUUCCUUGAUCGCUACGUCAUGAGAAACGGCCAAGCUAACUUCUUGGCCGAACAAAUACGACGCCACCGCGUGCAGGACGGUCCGGGACAGCCGUCACGUGGACAGAAGUGGUGUACAUUGCACACAGAGUUAAUCUGGUAUGAUGCCGGUCUAAAAGCCACAGCACCUCCAGAUUUUGGAAUUCCCCGUCUGCAUUAUUUUGAGGACUGGGGUGUGGUGACCUACGGCGGCGGUCUGCCUGCAGGGACGAAUCAUUCCUUUCUGUCAUUUAAGUCAGGGAAACUGGGGGGCCGAACCAUUUUUGACAUUGUGCACGAGCGGCGCUACAGCGAGUGGAUCCGAGGCUGGAAGAACUUUAAUGCUGGACAUGAGCAUCCCGACCAGAACUCGUUCACCUUUACACCCAGAGGUUUCCCCUUCAUCACUGAAGCGUUGUAUGGCCCCAAGUACACGCUUCUUAACAACGCCGUUCUGUUUGCUCCCUCCAUUGACCAUACCUGCUUUUCACCCUGGGAAGGUCAGGUGACUGAGGCAUGUGACUCCAAAUGGUCAAAGUAUAAGUACGGUGCUGCAGUGGACUGUGAGGGUCGUGUGGAGGCAGCGUUAGAGCGCCACGGUGUUGUGUUCAUCCGUGGUGAGGGACGAGCAGCAUACAGCCCAGCACUGAAGAUCAAGAACCUGCAGAGGAACCUUGUCCUUCUCCAGCCUGACCUCCUACUGCUCUUGGACCACGUGCACCUGGAUGCAGAAAGCCCUGCCCACAGCAUCAGUUCCUUCUUCCACAACACAGACUUCCCUUUUCAGCACACCAUGGCGAGAGAUGGCAUCCAUGGUGCCUUUGUCAAGCAUGGACAGGAUGAGUACACCAUGCUGUGGAAGGACGACACAGGCUACAGCGGAAAAGCUGAUACAGCAUACUGGACAUACCCAAAUGGUUAUCCCUACAACGGCUCUCACUAUGUUAAUGUGACUAUGUCGCUACGCUUCCCGCACACCCGCAUCGCCUAUUUGUUCUUUGGCCCAGAUGUUGAAGUUCUUAGCUUUGUUCUUCGUGGAGACUCGGAAAGGAUUGAUGUCCACCUGACCACAAGAGACCACAACUUUACCAUCCACAUCUUGACAUCUGAGAACCCUACCAAGCCCAUGUUUGCCAUGGUGCUGAAGGACAAGUUGGAGAAGGUGGUGUUUGAGCGUUCGGCAGCGGUGCAGGAGCACCCCUUUAAGGAGGUGAAAGACUAUGUUAACCAGGUUGAGCAAAACCUCCGUCACAUCAAACCUGUCUUCCAGCAGCUAGAGCGCCACAUAAAGACACGCAUCCUCAAUGCUGAAGGAUUCCACAAAAUCAGAGAACGACUAAAGAAGAACUUAGAAAAGAGGAGGAAGAUAAAAAAGAAGGUGGCAGCAGCUGUGGAGAAGAUGUUCUCUGUCAAUAAGAAGCUGGGAAAGGUGAAGGGGUCAAAGCAAAUGAUUGGAAAUCGCUUGAAUGAUGCUAGAGAGCAGCAGCAGGGAGCACUGAGGCUAGUGGGCAAUGGUGACAAUGUUGAUGUGCAAAGGGGCAAGAAGGCCAGGAUAAUUAAAGGACACGAGCUUAAAGAUGUCCACACUGCAGUGGUUGUGGGUGGGACCGAAGUGUCCAUCUCUGUCUCCUACAUACGUGUGUUCCUGGUUCUGAACAUCGGAGCUUUUUUCCUGCUGUUGGCGGUUCUGCUCACGCAACUGCAGCGAGCACCAAGUCUCCACACGCAGCGUUGCAUCUACUGCGUCCUCCUGCUCGACAGCUUCAUCCUGCUUGGCCUCUACUCAUCCUGCUCACACGGACACUGCUGAUUUCAUCACUAAAUGAUGGUCCUGAUAGUGAUGACAUCACUGUGGGACGGAGAGGGCAGUGGUACAGAGUGGAACAGUAGUGUGGGAGAACCAGUGUGUGAAUGUACAUUAAUUAUUAAGAAUGUGUGUUUGGGCCUUAUUUUGUAAACUUUGCAAUUAAAAAAGCAGAUGUAGAA